This is a messenger RNA of Gloeophyllum trabeum ATCC 11539, 1058 nucleotides long. Its product is annotated as Aldo/keto reductase. Gene Ontology annotation, molecular function: oxidoreductase activity, acting on NAD(P)H as acceptor. Lineage: Eukaryota; Fungi; Basidiomycota; Agaricomycetes; Gloeophyllales; Gloeophyllaceae. The coding region runs from base 27 to 947 and encodes 306 amino acids. The transcript has 10 exons. The record is from RefSeq and is a predicted model, not a curated record.
CCUUUCAUCCCAUUCACUUGGUCAAGAUGCCUUUUGGUACUACUGUGAAGCUCAACGAUGGCAACGAGAUGCCGGCCAUAGCGUUUGGUACCGGAAGCGCCCUGUAUCGCAAGGACGCGACGGAAUACGUCGAGCAAGCCCUAGAGACGGGUUUCUCGCACAUCGACACAGCUGCAAUCUAUGGCAAUGAGGAUAGCGUCGGGAAAGGUAUCCGGGGAAGUGGGCUUGACCGCUCCGAUUUGUACAUCACUACUAAAUACGAUGGGGGUGACAUCCAAGAGGCUAUCCGCACCAGUCUGUCAAAGCUAGAUAUCAAGUCCGUCGACUUGUACCUGAUCCACUUUCCGCGGCUGGUGGAGAACAACUUGGAGGCCUCCUGGAAGGAGUUCGAGAAGAUCAAAGAGGACGGGCUGGCGAAGAGCAUCGGCGUGAGCAACUUCAACCUCGAACAGCUGCAGAAACUGGUAAAGACCGCCAAGGUCGUGCCGGCCGUGAACCAGAUAAACUUCCACCCGUACAACUACGCCGAGCACAAGUCCCUCCUCGACUACUCCGCCAAGCACGGGAUCGUCACCGAGGCGUACAGCAGCCUCACCCCCGUAACGAAGACUCCCGGCGGCCCCGUCGACGCGCCCGUCGCAGCCGCCGCCAGGCGCCUCGGCGCGACGCCCGUGCAGGCCAUCCUCAAGUGGGUGCAGCAGAAGGGCGUGGUGAUUGUGACGACGAGCUCGAGGAAGGAGCACUUGACGGAGUACCUCGCCGUCGCGGGCCUGCCGGACCUGACGGACGAGGAGAUCGCCGCCAUCGACGCGGCGGGCGCCAAAGGCCCCCCGUCUUCGAAGAGGCAGAGGCUCGGGAGGGCGUUGGCGGCGUUUAUGGUUUUGUAUCUUGGCGUGCGCGCUCUCGUGGGGAGCGUGAAGCUGUGGGAGACGGUGUUGACCAAGUAGGCUUGCACAUGGGGUGCCUGGCACUAGAGUGGCAUGGCGGAUGUAGACUGAGCACUAUUACUGCUUGUAUUUGAGGUAGACUCUACUCUGCUUAUACAGAGUUCUGUAACA